AUGCAUCGUCUGCCUGUUGUUCUAAGCGUCCAUAAUGAGGAUGCGCCACUAGAGCGAAAUCUACCUCCGCCUAUCACUUCCGAGAGCCGUCAACAGGUAGAGCAGGUCCUAGCUGAUGAUGCCGACGAAGAUGGAGACAUACCACCUCCAGAAGAAGCAUUUCACGCCCCAGCUCCCAAUGCGGAGUCGGAGGUGGCCGAUGCCGAAGAGAGCAUGUUUGUGGACAAGGACGCAGGCGAACAGAUCUUGGACUUUGGCAAUCUUCCAGAGCUGGGUGAUGAGCAGUUCGUCGAGAUCAAAGUGGGCAGUCUAGCUAAUAUGCUCAAACAAAUGGGCAAGUCGGGCUGGACAAGUCAUGGCUCAAGAUGGGAAGCGAAAAUUGGCCGAGAAAUGAAUCGCAACCUGAACUCUUCACGAUCACCGAAUACAAAACACUGCCGGAACAUUUGGAACGCGACUCAUCGCCUAUGGAAUAUUUUCCAAAACGGCUCUCCGUUCCGCACUCUGGAGGAGCUCAACGACUUCCUGAAUGAGAAAGCUCACGAGAUCGAAAGAACCCUUGGUCAUAUCACAAAACUCGUCGAUUUGACCUGUGAUAAGAAGCUAGCAGAACCUCAAGUCGAUGAGCAGCUGUCAGAAGAGGUGCUUGACUUUCGCAAGAAGAUGACUCAGGAUAUGAUUUAUUACUGCAUACCUGCGAUUUUGAUUGUCCUUCGUACAACAUUCCUUCUUGGAGGAGCCGAAAAUCCCGCUCGUGCAAGGGCGAAGGGGAGAUUUACCAACAAAACAUUGGAAUUCCUUUUCAAAGAAACUCAAUGGUUGCUUCAGCUGGCAGUAGUCGUUGUUCGCGAACUUGAAGAGCGGCCAUUCGAACGCCAGUUCACAACCGCUGAGAAUAGAUUAAGCCAUGGUGAUAUUGUCAAGAGAGACCAGAAACUGAAAUCCCGAGAGGACUUCCGUCAAAAUCUAGGUAGCUUUCGUGACAGACUUCAAGGAGUCAUUGACAAGCUCAAGGAGAAACAGCGGGAGGAGGAAGAGAGGAAGCAAGAAGCUGAGGAUCGACAACGAAGGGCUGAGGUGGCUAAAGACCUCGAGCGUGAGGCUCGAAUUCAGGAACAACAGAAGAAAGCGCAGAAGAAGAAGCGAUUUCUGACACAGUGGCAAGCGUUCGUUGCAUCUACUCAAGAUAUUCGUGCUAGGACGGAUCCCGUGAAGAGGAAAUGGGACGAGGCAAUGGAGGAGGAGGAAGAAUUCAGAGAGACGGUAGAGCAGCGUUCUAGUCAGGCAAGUCAGCAAUGGGUCGCCUCUACACACGCUCUCCGAAACGUGCCGGAUCCAGUUGGAGCACGCUGGGUUUGGGGCAGGGACAGAUCAACACAUCCAUUAGCCGAAGCGAAUGACGAGCCAUUUGGCGAUGAUGGUGAGCAAGGACAGAGUCAGCACGAGCCAGACCAGUUCUACGACCCUGUUUGGCCGGACUGGCGAGCGGAUGAAGACGAUAUAAUCCGGGUGGAGCUCAAAUAUUCGAGGACGUUGAACGUACCCCGAAUCGCGAAGAAGCUGAACCGGGAUGAGCACGAUGUCAAGCAGCACAUACAAGAGAUGAUCGGCGGCAGGGUUGUACCGGGACUCUAG
Molecule: messenger RNA, 1635 nt
Organism: Phaeoacremonium minimum UCRPA7
Lineage: Eukaryota; Fungi; Ascomycota; Sordariomycetes; Togniniales; Togniniaceae
Exons: 1
Coding region: 1-1635 (544 amino acids)
Source: RefSeq, a predicted model, not a curated record